This is a messenger RNA of Fusarium pseudograminearum CS3096, 255 nucleotides long. RefSeq lists its product as uncharacterized. The transcript is spliced from 3 exons. NCBI's taxonomy places the organism in Eukaryota, Fungi, Ascomycota, Sordariomycetes, Hypocreales, Nectriaceae. The coding region runs from base 1 to 255 and encodes 84 amino acids. The record is from RefSeq and is a predicted model, not a curated record. Gene Ontology annotation, cellular component: cytoplasm.
AUGACUGACGCUCAGAUCGCCGGCGGCCACAAGGCUACUAUCAACAACCCCAACGUUUCCGAAGAGGCCAAGGAGCACUCCCGCCAGGUCCUUGAGAACGAGUUCAACGGCGGCGAUGUUGCUGGUGCCGAUGAAAACAAGGAGAAAAACCCCAACAACGUUGCUGGUGGCCUCAAGGCUACUCUGAACAACCCCAAUGUCUCUGACGAGGCUAAGAAGAAUGCCCAGGAGCGUCUCGACAAGGAGGAUUUUUAA